Messenger RNA from Erythranthe guttata (spotted monkey flower), 2106 nucleotides. RefSeq names its product zeta-carotene desaturase, chloroplastic/chromoplastic. Gene Ontology annotation, molecular function: 9,9'-di-cis-zeta-carotene desaturase activity. Lineage: Eukaryota; Viridiplantae; Streptophyta; Magnoliopsida; Lamiales; Phrymaceae. Gene Ontology annotation, cellular component: chloroplast. Gene Ontology annotation, biological process: carotene biosynthetic process; carotenoid biosynthetic process. The record is from RefSeq and is a predicted model, not a curated record.
AUACGAGAAAUUGAGCAAACCAGCUCAGCGCGAACUAAUAAUAUUAUAGACAUCAUUUAAGAUGCUGCCAAUUUCCUCCAUCAGCAUCUAUUUCACUCCGAUACCAAAACCACCUUUUUGCCUAACACCCUCUCUCUCUCUCUCUCUCUCUCUCUCUCAUGUAUUGACUAAUUGUAGAGAAGAAAGAAGACUUUGUUAGCAUGGCGGUUUGUGCUGCUUCAAUUGCGAUUCUACCCAACGGAAACGUCCGUGCUGGGUUCUGCAACCGCCGUGUACCCGCCCGGGGACUCGCCGUUCGCUCUGAUUUGGAAACCAAUGUCUCCGACAUGAGUGUUAAUGCUCCAAAAGGUUUAUUUCCACCAGAACCAAAGCAUUAUAAGGGACCCAAGUUGAAAGUGGCCAUCAUCGGAGCUGGGCUAGCUGGCAUGUCGACUGCCGUUGAGCUUUUGGAUCAAGGCCAUGAGGUGGAUAUAUACGAGUCAAGGUCUUUCAUUGGUGGAAAAGUGGGUUCUACUGUAGACAAACAGGGAAACCACAUUGAAAUGGGACUCCAUGUUUUCUUCGGUUGCUAUAAUAAUCUCUUCCGCUUGAUGAAAAAGGUAGGUGCUGAUAAGAAUCUGCUUGUGAAGGAUCACAUUCACAGUUUUGUCAACAAAGGGGGUGAAAUUGGGGAACUUGAUUUUCGACUCCCAAUUGGAGCGCCGAUACAUGGAGUUCGAGCAUUUCUUACAACAAAUCAGCUCAAGACUUCGGAUAUAGCAAGAAAUGCAGUGGCUCUCGCUUUGAGUCCAGUUGUAAGGGCUCUUGUCGACCCUGAUGGAGCAUUAAGGGAUGUACGAAAUCUCGAUAAUAUAAGCUUCUCUGACUGGUUUUUGUCCAGAGGAGGGUCCCGCACGAGUAUCCAGAGGUUGUGGGAUCCUGUCGCCUACGCACUAGGGUUCAUUGAUUGUGACAAUAUUAGUGCUCGUUGUAUGCUCACUAUAUUUACGCUUUUUGCCACUAAGACCGAGGCUUCCCUUCUUCGCAUGCUUAAAGGUUCUCCAGACGUUUAUUUGAGCGGUCCCAUCAAAAAGUAUAUCAUGGACAAGGGAGGCAGAUUCCAUCUAAGGUGGGGAUGUCGAGAAAUUCUAUAUGAUCGAUCUUCUGAUGGUGGUGUGUAUGUAACCGGGUUUUCCAUGUCCAAGGCUACUCAAAAGAAAAUCGUAAAAGCUGAUGCUUAUGUAGCAGCAUGUGAUGUCCCUGGAAUUAAAAGAUUACUACCACAUAAUUGGAGAGAGUUGGAAUUCUUUGAUAACAUCCAUAAACUUGUCGGAGUGCCAGUUGUCACAGUGCAGCUACGAUAUAAUGGCUGGGUUACUGAGUUAAAGGACCUGGAAUAUGCACGGCAAUUGAGGCGAGCGACGGGUUUGGAUAAUUUGCUUUACACUCCAGAUGCAGAUUUCUCUUGCUUUGCGGACCUUGCACUCACAUCACCAGAGGAUUAUUACCUUGAGGGCCAAGGCUCGUUACUUCAAUGUGUCCUUACGCCUGGGGACCCGUACAUGCCUCUACCAAAUGAUGAAAUUGUAAAGCGAGUCUCAAAGCAGGUUUUGGAUUUGUUUCCAUCUUCACGAGGUCUUGAAGUUACGUGGUCAUCAGUUGUCAAAAUUGGACAGUCUUUAUAUCGUGAAGGUCCCGGUAAAGAUCCAUUCAGGCCCGACCAGAAAACACCGGUUACAAACUUCUUCCUCGCUGGCUCUUACACUAAACAGGAUUAUAUAGACAGUAUGGAAGGAGCGACUCUGUCUGGGAGGCAUGCUUCUGCGUACAUAUGCGACGCAGGAGAAGAUUUGAUUGCAAUGCGUAAAGAUUCGGCUGUCACUGAAUUGACACAAGUCAUGUGAUUAUUGAUUCGAGCAAACUUAAAGAGUAGUUUGCAGUUUGUUGAUAGAGCAACCAGUUAAUAUGAUGCCUUCAGUUAGAAAUCUGAAAAAUGUGGCCGAUAUUGAUUGUACUACUGUUGAAGAUUCCCAAAAGAACCUGUAAAUUAUGGCUCUGAUUAGUUCAUGAAUUUCAAAAUAAAGAAAAUAAAAAUGGAAAGGAAAAGAAAAUCAAGGACUUUUGAAA